AUGUUGGGAAAUAAGUUUGUAGCCCAACUGGCGUUGCAGCAACUCCGCAAUCGUGGUCUCAUAACUUCAGCUCCACGACUCACUUCUGUCAGACAUCGAUUCGCAUGGGGAUCUGACGCUGUUGGUCCAAACGUACCAGUUGGAGGAAAAAUGGGAGCAUCCGAAAAUCCAGAGUUGCACACCUAUGACGGGGACUACCGUGGAACAAUUUCGAAGGGAGAUAAACCAAUUCCAGACUAUUUCUAUCGUACUCCAACAACUGGUCGUACGUACAUCGACCGCUGUGUGACCUACUUCAUCUCUGCCGUCAUUUGGGCAUGGUUCUCUUACCACAUGUACUACCACUCUGGUCAUCUUCUUGGUCAUUGGUAUAUGCCGUACCUCACCGAAUUUACUGAUGAAGAGCUCGGUAUUCCAAAGGAUUCGGCCGACGAUCCAGAAUACUGGGGAAAUCACAAGAAGGAGUAUGGAACAUACCGAUAA
Caenorhabditis remanei is the source of this 483-nucleotide messenger RNA. RefSeq lists its product as uncharacterized. Gene Ontology annotation, cellular component: mitochondrial inner membrane. Bases 1 to 483 code for a protein of 160 amino acids. The transcript is spliced from 3 exons. Lineage: Eukaryota; Metazoa; Nematoda; Chromadorea; Rhabditida; Rhabditidae. The record is from RefSeq and is a predicted model, not a curated record.